CAAAACAUCAAAAGUUUCUGGUUUUCGUUUUUCGUUCUGUGAACCAGUUCAAAGCCUUGCCGCUAGCACUACUCAACAGUGCUUGAGGUAUAGUCAGUGUUCUAAAAAACCCUGAGAGGGUCCAGUGUGAUUCUGCAGUUUGUGUGUCUACGCAGUGUGUGUCUACGCAGUGUGUGUUAGUGUGUCUAUAUACAGUGUGUCUGCAGUGUGUGUGUCUCAGUGUGUCUAUAUAGUGUGUGCUAGUGUGUGUCUGUGGUGUGUGUGAGUGUGUGAGCUGAGGUGUGUUGAGUCACGGGACUGUCCGCUCUGUCAUAAAGUCGUAAACUCCAGUGGAAAUGAACACUUCCCCAAUCAGAGACAGCAUUCAGCGUUCAGAACAACACACCCUCGCUCAGCUCACACACUUGCUGCUCCUAUCACACACUGUACACACACACACACACACACACACACACACACACACAACAGCCUUCUCACACACUCGUUUGUCAGACUCAGGUGCUCUAUGGGGGAGAAGGAGUUCAUCAGCGUUUGGGUUCGGGACCCUCGCAUCUGCAAAGAGGACUUCUGGCACGCUUACAUGGACUAUGAGAUCUGUAUACACACCAACAGCUUGGCGUUUAACAGGAAGAGCUCGUGUGUGAGGAGGAGAUUUAGCGAGUUUGUUUGGCUCAGACAGAAACUCCAGGAGAACACACUACUGCUUGUAAAUCUUCCUCAGUUACCUCCAAAGAACCCCUUUUUCAGUUUGAAUAACGGACAGCAGAUAAACACACGCAUGAAGGGCCUGCAGCAGUUCCUACAGACGGUGGUGCUGAAUCCCCUGCUGCUGUCGGACAGCUGUCUGCACCUCUUCCUCCAAUCACAGCUCAGCGUGCCGCACAUGGAGGCGUGUGCGGAGGGAAGGGGCGGAGUCACCGUGACACAGGCUAUUCACAGCUCCGCCCUCUCCAGGCUGCGCUUUGGGCCCGAGCAAGAGGAGGACCUGAGAGAAGACCACCAAGAGCAAGAAGAGGACCUGAGAGAAGACCACCAAGAGCAAGAAGAGGACCUGAAAGAAGACCACCUGGUGAUAGGACGAUCUGAGAGAGAACCAGCGGGAGUGCGUGCAUCAGAUGUGGAGUAACCAAGGGGCCUGUGGAGCCAACACACACUCUUCCUCUCUCUCUCUCACUCCCUCUCUCCCUCUCUCUCUCUCUCUCUCCCUCUCUCUUUUUCUCUCUCUCACUCCCUCUCUCCCUCUCUCUAUCUCACUCCCUCUCUCUCUUUCUCUCUCCCUUCCUCUCUUUGUCAAGAGGCAAAACAGCAGCUGACACUAGCCAACACACACACACACACACAAACACACACACACACACACACACCUCAGACACAGCCUGAUGUAAAUCUCAGUGAGUUGUUACAGUAUAAGAAUAUAGUGAGUGCCUUAACCGACUAACGCAGAGCCAAUAACUCUGCUUAUGCACUAUGAUGUGUGCUUAUGGGGGGCUUUUUCCAUAAGUAAUCUCACUCCAUAUUUCCAACAAUUAUGACAACUGCACCACACACACACCUGAUAAUGAUCCUGAAAGCCUUGUUCACCUCUUACAUGUAAUGUGAUGUCUGUAAAACCCAAUGGAUUCUGCUUUAGAGUGAUGCCCGUUCUUUAUUAUUGGUAUCCCCCAGCUUCAUAUUUUUAUUAUCACAUAAGAGAGCUACUAUCAACUGGGAAUACACUGUGACAUAUUGUAUUCACACACACACACACACACUUUAACUUUACUGUGAGACAUCAGAGACAAGGAACAAGAGAGAAACACACACACACACUCGCACACACACACUAAAGGAGGUUUAAAGGAGGUUUAGUUCUGCAGAUUUACUCUCUCUCUCUUUCACUCUCUCUCUCUCUCUUUCACACACACACACACACACACACACACACACACACACACACACACACACCCACUACGACGAGAGGUUUAUUAGUGCAGAUUUACUCCCUCACACACACACACACUAAAUCUGUACUAACGAGCAGUGUAGUCUUUAUGUCAGAUUAGACUCACCAACAGCCCUCUCUACACACAGAAACACACACACACAUGCAAAUGCUAUUGUUUAUCUUGCACUUAAAGUGUUACACACCCCUGGCCAGACACAAAAGAAGCCUCCGUCAAACUGGAUGUGAUAUCAUAUGUGACCAGCAGGGGCACUGCUGGGGGAGUGUACCUGCUGACUGUGUGUGCGUGUGUGUGUGUGUGCAGACAUAUGUGCAUUUCUGUGGUUUUAGUUUUUCACUAGGGGUGUCACGAUUCUCCAUUCUUUAAUUUUACCCAAUUCUGUUUCGGGAGGUUUUUAGUUUGAUACCUUUUUAUUUUGAACCCUUUUUCCUACUGCGAGCUAGCCUGACGUUGUCAUACUCAAGUUCUAGUCAAAAUAUGAACUUCCCGACCUCAAAUGUUGUGGGCGGGACAAAGUUCGGCUGGCACCCAGGCUAACUGCGAGCUAAUAGCCUAAACAGAAUAGACAUCAAACAUACGUAAUACGAACGUAAAACGAACAUAGUGAAAUGAAAUGAAACAACACAGAAUGAUAAUUUGAUUGAUCCAAAGAAACACAAGGUUAGUGUUCAUGGAAUAUUGCACUUAUCAAUGUGCAUUUUAUGCCUUAAAGUAAUUUUGGACUGGAACUAGAUCUUCUUUUCAUUUGCUAAAUUAGUGUUAACUGACGUGAAUGAAUGACAAAAUACUUCCAUACUGGUGAUGUCAGAGAAGCAGGAGGGGCAUCGAUUUCGGUCGGUUGAUUAGAGGAAGUUAGAGGAUUGUUGACGCACUGCAGUUUAAUACGUGUGUGUGUGUGUUUGUGUGUGUGUGUGUGUGUGUUUUGCCUCUUGGCAAGCAUGCUGGAUGUGACAUUGGGGGUGUGGCUACAUCAUCGAUUCUACCUUUGAGUUCGAAGUUCAAGAAGUUCGACUUACAGUUUUUUCGGAAUGCUUACAGUUUUUUUUGAAUGCUUAAACACAACUGUGAUUCUUAAAGCACAAUUUCUAAAACUAUUAAUACUUAUA
Alosa alosa (allis shad) is the source of this 3049-nucleotide messenger RNA. RefSeq names its product sorting nexin 10b (gene snx10b). The coding region runs from base 506 to 1126 and encodes 206 amino acids. NCBI's taxonomy places the organism in Eukaryota, Metazoa, Chordata, Actinopteri, Clupeiformes, Clupeidae. Gene Ontology annotation, biological process: intracellular protein transport. The transcript has 4 exons. Gene Ontology annotation, molecular function: phosphatidylinositol binding. The record is from RefSeq and is a predicted model, not a curated record.